ACUGUGGAUACCCAGUAACCUAUUUCUAGGAUCAAAAGUUAAGACCAUGCCUGUAACUUAUAAUCUACCCAUAUACUAACAUUAGUUUAAAUCUAUUUAGCCAUUACGGUGAUUAAAUAAUUAAAAUCUAUUAACUUUCGUAAUAAUCGUACAUGUCUAGUGAUUAGAAUGUGGUUAAUUAUUAGUCAUUUUAAAUAGAGUUUGGCAAUACUGGGUGAUUAGCGUAAUGAGCGAUGCGAUUUGCCGGGGUUAUAUGGGCGAGCGGGCGGGCUGGAAACGUCAGUCGGAGUUCAUCGUCUGUCAGAGAUAGACAUACGUCGCGGGUUCAUAUGUGAAGUUAUUUGUUUCUUUAUUAUUUUACUCGUUGCGAGAAAGUGAUAGAUUGUGUUAAUCAAGGUGAUUGUUUUAUCUUAUUUUCUUUUAUUUGUGAUUGAUAAAGCGGCGUAAUCAUGGAUGCCCGCAAUAACGAAGAAAGUAACAUUUCUGAUGUUGUUGAUAAUUUGAUGAAUAUGUUCGGUAAGGUGAUGAGUAAAGAUGUCAUAUCUGCCGUUGUGGAAAGCUGCGACGGUGACCUGAACCUUUCGGUGGACGCCAUAAUGAACAUUACUAACGAUGGCAAUGUAAUGUUAGAUGAGGAGCAGCCAGCUGUAAAUCAAAAUGUUGCUUGUCAUAUACCAGUGGUCACUCAGCCAAAAGUAAAGCAAGCAGCAGUGAUGCAACCAGGAAUUGCCGAACCAGUAGAAACUCAACCACAAUCAACGCAACUAACCCAACCUUCAUCUUCAUAUGCAACAAUUUCUUCAGCAAAACCUAUUUCAAACACUGGUACUAUACCAAAAAGUCAUAAUGCUCCAACCCCGCAAAUAGAUUCCACUUGGACUGAGCAAAUUAGAAACAUAAUAUGCAACCACAAUCAAGGUAGCAGAAUACUGAUUCUUAUGAGAGGUGUUCCAGGGAGUGGUAAAUCAUAUUUGGCUCGAAAAUUAGUAGAUAUGAUGGUUGGCGGCAGUCAUAACAAUUAUAGAGCUCAUAUAUUAACAACAGAUGACUACUUCAUGAUCAGGGGUCAAUAUCAAUAUGAUAAGUUUAGAUUAUCAGAAGCACACACAUGGAAUCAACAAAGGGCUCGAAAUGUGUUGAGAAUGGGAAUGAGUCCUGUUAUAAUAGAUAAUACUAAUAUUGAAUUAUGGGAAAUGGAGCCUUAUUUAAGAGAGGGUGUUAAGAAUGGUUACAUUAUUGAAGUAGUGGAACCAACAACACCUUGGGCUAAAAAAGCUAAUAUACUUCUAAGAAAGAAUGUCCACAAUGUGCCAUUAGUUACCAUAAAAAGAAUGCUAGAAAAUUACCGCGAGGGUGUAACUGGCGAAAUUUUGAAGAAUGCAUUUGGUUUGUCUUAUCCUAGAAGUAUGGUUCCUCCUGUGCAGCGUAAUAUUCCUUGUGUUACAAAGAAGGAAAAUGUUCAACAAGACACUACCGCCACCACUAUUGAACCUGCAACAGCCACUACUUCUGCUGCUGAAACAAAUCCAAACAAACAAUUUUUUCGUUCAUCAGCGUCGUCGGUGAGUGAUAUGGAAAAGACGAACCAACAGAUUGUUGAUAAUGAUACCGUGCAGCAGGAAGCCUCCCAAAACGAGACUCCGAAUUUUUCAGGUGUUCACAUCACUCCGCGGACCCAAGAAAUGGUAGACGACCCCUUCGAUGCCCGAGAAAAAGAACUCGAGGAAAUUCAGAAAGCAGAAAUAGAAUGGGAAAAUGGUGAUAAUUGGGAAGUUGAAGAGCAAUCUUCAAAACAAACUGACAAAAAUAAUACCUCUGCUACAUCGAUACCAGAAGCAAAACCUCAAAGAAAACCUCGUACUUCAUCAGAAGCUCUACAAGAAUCUGCGGAAACCCUUAUGCAAAACGUUAGCGGUUGUCAAGACUGGAGCAAAAUAUCGUUAUUUAUGCCGUCUUGGGGUGACUCAGCUACCGCCGUACCAAAUAUUACUGUACCUUACGACGUACCAGUUGAAACUUCAUCUUCGGAAACCUGUGUGGAAAUCGGGGAUACAGAUGUCAACGGAAAAUACAAGGUCAUCAGUGCUACUCCUCGUAACAUAAACCACCUUCACGUUUCAUUCCGCCGUGAAAAGAUACCAGAAAAGUUCAUGCUAGAUAAAAGUAGCAUGACUAACGAGGUAAUGCUAUUAGAAAAUGAUGAUUAUGUUUGUCCAAAUACAGAACAGCAUUUUAUUUCGCUUAGAAAGAUGUUCAGGAAUAUUGCUCGCUCCGAUUUAAGGGAUAUCUUCGACAAAUGUCGCGGUGAUGUAAACUGGAGUGUGGAUAUCGUUCUCGACGGAAUGAAUAAUAAUCAGUUAAAAAUAGUGGACAUUGAAGAACUGUCAGACGAUGAAGAAGAAAGUUCAGAACCGUGCUCAUGCCUGGCUCAUUAUAAUAUUAUACCAAAUAUAGCUACAACCAGUGCAAAACAAACCCCUAUCGAAGAAAAAAAAGAUAAGGUAACAGAAGUGAUAAACUCAAGGUCUCAAGCACAAAAGAAGGAAAGGAAGCGUGACAUUGUCAUGUCAGAUGAAAAUAUUCAAAUCAAAAGGCAAAUAGAACAGAAUGUAGUCAUAGCUGACAACCACUAUUCGAAACACUGCCUGAAAAUACGGAAGAUACGUCGCGGAGAACCAGAUGUGAACGAGUAUGGUGAAGAACUUGGAGCUGCUGCGCUCUCACAAGCUACGCUUUCUGAUAGUUCUAACUCUGUAGAUAUGGAAGUUAGUGAUGACGAGAAUAGCUCUUCUGAGUCUAGUGUAAGUGGUGUUGAUGAUGAUGUAAUAGUCACUUUUAAUGUGGGCCACCCUUUCAUAGAAGAAUUAGAUGAAAAACUAGGCAGGAAGGGUAUUGAAUAUCCAUCCUUCAUAGUGCCAAGGAUUAGUGUACCGAUGUCGUUAUUGAAUGAAGUCAGUGCCUUAUGGAUGGAAUCGUUAACAUUUCAGUUAGAUGAGCACGCGAACCAGGCUGCAGCUAUGAUGCAACAAGAUGAAGACUUUGCAAGACAACUAGAGUUGAAGGAAACAGAAAUGUCUCUCGCCGGUAAGGAACCAGAUGUACCAGACUUCAAAGAAAUAAUGGAUAUGGAUAUGGCACUGGCCAUCUAUCAGAAGGAUGUGGGUGAAUGGCGCAAUAACAUGCCAACAGAUUUGGCGGCUAAGAUGACUAGAGAUAAACUCUUCAACUUGUUCCCAGAAGUUAGUCAGGAUACGCUUACUGAACUGCUCAUGGCUCACGAUAACAACUUUAAUGCUACUGUCGAGGUAUUGCUCUCAUCCACCGGUCGGAGUGACGUUUUGGAACAAAAGAACGGCAUCAAUAAAUUCGUGAUGGCAGAAGAAAUGAAGGUCAAGGACAAGAUUUUAGAGGAACAGAAGAAGGAACUAUCGGAGACGGAGUGGCCACUGCUGAGCAAAGGUCAAAAAGUCGACAUGGCUACGGUGGACGCAUAUCGCGAACAAGCUGACAACCAUCUUGCUCGGCGUAACCUAAAUUACCAGAAGGCUCAAGAAUACAUUCGUCGUGCCAUGCCUCAGGUUGCUAACUAUUACUCGGAACUUGCUAACUUCCAUAAGCAGAAAUAUGAGUACGCGAACAGUAUGGCUGCGGCUACCUUGAUGCAAUUCCACGCAGCGAACAAUCCGGAUAGCACCACCAUAGAUCUCCAUUACUUGCGCGUGAAAGAAGCCCGAGAGUCUCUCGACAUAUUCAUCGACACCCACAUCACCAAGCUCAGAGAUUCAGGAGUACGUCGCAACCAGGUGUUGUUCUUCAUUACUGGCCGUGGAAUUCAUAGCCAGGGACGUGCUCGAAUAAAACCAGCCAUGGUUGAACGCUUGAAGCAACGUGGCCUUGGAUUUACAUUUAAGAAUCCCGGCCUGGUUGCUGCUAAAGUGAGCGUAAACAACAAGUUAACAUACCAAGUGUCUGUUCCCUAGGGAACGUGCAGCCAAGACAGUGACACCUUCUUCUAUAGGAGACCGUGUCAUGUCUUGCUUGUAUUCGAUGGCGCUUUUACAUUUUACAAUGGCAGAGAAUACCCAGUUUUCUUCCCAGUUCUUGCUACCUACGGACCCGUCGUCUAUUGCUUACGCGCCUGCACAGAUUUCAGGUUUGCCAAAGAACUUACCAUUUGGCCAAAGUCGGAUGAUUUAGAGUUACUCACUAAAUUGUCCCAAAUAAGCAUCAUUUGUGAUCCACCGUUUUAUUAUGUUAAUUUUAAUGCGUUCAGCGUCUAUCGUUACCAACCAUAUAUGUAUUUUCCGAUAUUGCCUCCGCCACCCGCCGUCAUUACUGAGAUAUCGAGGGCUUGGCCUGGUCUCGUCUAGUUCGUAUGGUGUAGGGAUCUUCGGCGACCAAAACAUCGCCAAAUAUUUUACCAGUAAUGUUUUCUAGUUCAUGGUUCGUUGUCUAUUAUAAAUCGAAAACAAACCAGUGUUUUAGGUAGUAGUUUUAAUACUUGUAAUCUCAAUGCCACGGGAUUAGGGUUUAUAUCGUAAUAUGCAAAAUGUUUCAAAGGAAUUUCAAUUAUAUACGCAUCACAGUAAAAACCCACGAAUCAUAUUAUAUAGAAUAAGUUUUAAAUGUUUGCUCAAAAGGAAAGUUUUAGUUUAUAUCUUUUAAGUAUUACCAAAAUAAUAAUUUUAGUAGAAACGAUAACGUAAAUAAUUGAGUUUCUACCGUUUUUAUGUACAAUUUGACCAAUUUUGAAUACUAAUCAAACGGACGAAGUAGCUUUUGCACAAUAUAGUUACAUUGUCGAUUGAUAACGUUAUACAAUAGGCUUUUAGGCAAACCAUGUCACUGUAAUCACAUUAAGACUCGAUAGUAUUUCGCUUUAACAUUUGAUAAAACAAUUAUUUUUAUCGCACUUUUAUAUCAGCUUACUAGCCUUCACAGGUCCUGUAUUAUAUUGCUUGGUAUUUUUGCCAUACGAUGUCAUGAAGUUUGUCUUCUAAAACGAUCUAAAAGUACAAUUGUAAAUUAAAUUUGUUUAAAAAUACUGCUUGAUAAUAUAGUACCUGUGUUGGCAAGCAUUAAACCACAUUAUUUGAUAAUAUUAGUUACUAUAAGUUCAUUGUCUGUGAUCGUUACAGGGUGUAAAAAACUGUUUUCUUUAAACCCGCUAAUAAUAAUUAAUAUAAUCGAAGUGUUUGACAUAUUGGUUUGUUUAUCUCCUAUUAUUGGACCGUCCAAACACCCCUGUUUACCUUUUGGUAUUCCCUCCCAAAGACAAGAACAAGUAACUAUUUAAUGAAUAAAUAAAAUUAUAUUUUGAUCUUAUAUUUCGCUUGAAAUAUUUGUCUAUCUCUACUUCAGUACAUAAAGAUAUUUUAAUCAACAUUCAACUUUAUUUACACACCCCUAGUACCUAAUAUUAGUUGCCUAUAUGAUAUUAUUUUUCUUAUCUUGUGGACCACCCCAAACUUCAUACCUCAUUAAGUAUUUUUUCGUACAAAUGUUUUUAAGACAGUACAUAUUCAUAAAUCAUAAGACAGUCAACCACACCUAAAGCGGUAUACAGACGAGUUUAGUAAUCGAAUUUGUUAUAAUUAUAUCUUACAUUAUUAUCUGAACAUUGUAACUUGAAGCCGACAUUAUAUACAUGACUUUAUAUCGAAUUGAAUAGUUUUUUAACUUUAAUAUACAAGAAAUUGGGAAAAUUUUGCAAAUUGAACUUUAAUGUUGUAAGCUCAAAGAUGGUAUUUGUAUCUUCUAAAACAUUUUGAACAUUGACGAUUGUGCCAAAAACGCACUUGUAAAGGAAUUCGUGUGCUGGUAUAACAAUCCUAAACAGGGAUUUGGAACAUGUUAAAGAUUUAUAAUGAUGCCUUUUUAUAAAAAUUACCAAGGCUGAAAGUCUAUUUUGGGUAAAUUAUUGAAAAUUUGUGGCUUUUUGGCCGAAUAAAGUAUAAAAUUCGUACAUCUUAUUUUAUUAUAAUGGGCUAAAGUUUUUGAAGGUUUACUGAAAGUUAAAAAUCGUCGGAGUAUCAUUAGAUAUUUUUGGCUGUUGACUAUGCCACUCUUUGAAACGAACAAACAUAAUUAUUAUGUAGUGUGUGCAUUGCAUAUUUUGAUGUCUAUGCUUAUUACAAUAAGAUUCAUAUCGUAGGGCAUUUAGCCAUUUUUGGAAUUUUAUCUUAGACAGUCCUUUUACGGACUUUAGGUGUAGAAUUUAGGAUUUAGAAAUAAGUGAUUACAAAGUUUAGCUAUGUAGGAAUAAGCGAUUUCAAAGAUUAUCUUAUAGGAUUAGGGAUCGCUCAGGCUUAUUCGUGUCCAUGCAGUUCAGAGAUAGAAUUUCCAGAAGUUUCUAUUAACAUCGAUAGCAUCGCAGGUGGUGUUCAUGCGAAUAAGUCGGGAUUAUCCAGUGACACAAAAGUAGAUAUGUAGUUUGACACUAAGGUAGAUGAAGCAUUUGAACAGUCUUAGGAAGAUAGUAUUUUUAACAAGUUAACUGUCCAAGCAGUCACCAACAAAUAGCGAUGAACUUUUGGAAUAUAAUAAUGUGUCACAUGUGACUAAUUUUUGGUACAAUUUUAGGAUGUAUUGCUGAUAUGAGCGUGGCACCAAAUUCUAAUAAGAACUACUUGAAUAUGUAGCCAAAAACCUGAACUUUAAAAAAGUAAUGGAUGUAGGUAAUUGUAAAUUUCAUUAUAUGGGGACAGUUAAGUUGUUAAAACUUUGUGUACUCCGUUGUGGACUGUCCAGUGCAUCGUCUGUCCCAGUAGUAUUUUUGGAUUCCCACCUCUUGUCGUAUGUGACACUUUAGAUGUUUUUACUCGUCUUUACAAUAUACGUAGGUGCCUCUAGGGCACCUUUAGUACAUUAGAUUUAGGUACAUAAUUAUAUGCAUUGUGUUCAGCACGGAAUGGUUUUGUAUGAACAGACAAUUGUUUGAAUGGGUCGACUAGAGACCUAUUGGUCUUUGAUAGGGAUCCUAUUCUCCACUGGAGUGAGUUUAAGUCUCACUACGUAGCGACAUACGUAAUAAGGCGAGAACUAAAAUUCUUUAUAGAUAUUGCAGUUUUAUUCUUGUGCUGGACGCAGUGCUUAAGCACUUAGGUUAGCAAUGAUGCGUGUUAGAUGUUAGGUCUUAGAAUUAAAUUUUUAUUUGACUAUAAUUUAACUAUAAGUUCAUAAGAUUUCUUUUAACUUGCUGGUUUUAAUUCGUUCUUUCAUUUGCAGCUAGUGAACGAAGAAGUGAGUUUCGGUACUAAAUAUGCCAAAGACAGAAUUUUUUUUUGAUAGUAAUAUAGUAUGAUGGACACGGUUAAAGCCUAGUCAAGUUGAAAUUUAAGUAUAGAGUCUUCUACGGGAAAUAUUUGUGAUAAGAGUCAUUGAGUUUGGUGCUUCGGAGUCGCGUGAUAGUUAUACAUGUUUAGGAAUGUUUUAAACAGGUUUAAAUGCAAGUGCAAUGUGAAUUGACAAAUUUAACGACAUUUUAAAUGUCAUAUUUUAUUGUUGGUUUUCGCUUUUGUGCUUAUAAACGCACUCGCUAGAGUAUAUUGCUGUUGAUCUAUAUCAAUUCUCAAUACUUUUAUACGUUUCUAUUCAGAAAUGUAUUGUAACAAUUUCGAAAUAAAAUGAAACGAAAUUCCAGUCAAUUAAGAAUGCAAUUAAUAAAUCGUACUAUACAUAAACCCUAUUUUAAUAAACAACUUAUUAGAACGAAUACGCACAAUGAAAUUUAGAAAUAAGAAUAGCAAUAUACUCUGAUCUGUAAUUUUGCUAAACGCUAAAGCUAACUUUAAACAUCUUAAAAUAAGAUUUAAAAUCGACUUGAUAAUUUUGCAUUGAUGCUUGAAAACGCCUAAGGAUAGGGUGCUAAAUAUAUAGCUUUUUAUUUGCUUGAUUUUGAAUCAAAAUUUAAAUAUAAGCUGGGUACACACGUUAUUGGCGUGGUAUCUAUUCGUUGGUAGUAAUUUUAUAAGGACAUGUUUCCUUAUGUGGAAGACAAUAAGGUCCUUUUUACGAUGGUUUUGUACCGAAGAUUGUAGAUUUUCUAUGUGAGAUGAUACUAACACAAAUAUCGUAUUGAUUGCGCAUUACAUUUGAAGAUAUUUUCUAUACUAGUUUGCAACGGUAGAUCUCAUGAGGAUUCAGUAGAAUUUAAUUAUCAAUAAUUUGGUUACGGUUUUCUUAUAAAUCUAUGAAAAUUUUGUUAUUUUAAUGUACGAAAUUAAAACUUUCGUUAUUUUUGUUAUAGAUUUUAAUAAUUUUUGAUGCCAUUUUUGAACAAUAUCUUAUUAUAAUCUGUGUUAGAUUUUAAGUCACUUUUAUGUGUAUUUUUGUGUGAAAUGUCUGUCAAUUAAAAGACAAAUAAAUGUAUGUGUCUACAUUCUUGUUUUAUUUUGCUUUC
Spodoptera litura is the source of this 8401-nucleotide messenger RNA. RefSeq lists its product as uncharacterized. Gene Ontology annotation, cellular component: nucleus. NCBI's taxonomy places the organism in Eukaryota, Metazoa, Arthropoda, Insecta, Lepidoptera, Noctuidae. The record is from RefSeq and is a predicted model, not a curated record. Gene Ontology annotation, molecular function: ubiquitin binding; endonuclease activity.